Messenger RNA from Balaenoptera ricei (Rice's whale), 7525 nucleotides. RefSeq names its product Ral GEF with PH domain and SH3 binding motif 1 (gene RALGPS1). Gene Ontology annotation, cellular component: plasma membrane. The transcript has 23 exons. The record is from RefSeq and is a predicted model, not a curated record. Gene Ontology annotation, biological process: Ras protein signal transduction; positive regulation of GTPase activity. Gene Ontology annotation, molecular function: guanyl-nucleotide exchange factor activity. The coding region runs from base 362 to 2182 and encodes 606 amino acids. Lineage: Eukaryota; Metazoa; Chordata; Mammalia; Artiodactyla; Balaenopteridae.
GCAGGUCCGGAAGCGGGGCCCCAGACCUGCCUGCCUGCCCGUCCAUCUGUCCAUCCGCCGUCCAUCCAUCCAUCUACCCACCCACCCUCGCAUCCAUCCAGUCCUUGUUCAGGGCCUGCUGAGUGCUAGCACUGUGCCGAGUGUGGGGCUGCAGUAGAGGAAAAAGACAAGUCUGGUCCUUGCUGUCUUUUGGCUCUCAGUCUAGUAGUAAAGUUAACGGCUACUGUUUGGAAAGAGAUGUGCUGGGAUGGUUUAUCCUAUUGGCCUGGGAUUAUGAAGCCCAACACGUGUUCCUGGACUUCUCCAGACAGGUUAUGUCACCGACAGAGGCUGUCCUGAAGCUCCCUGUGGCCCGGAGACUAUGUACAAGAGGAAUGGUCUGAUGGCUAGUGUGUUGGUCACCUCUGCCACUCCACAGGGCAGCAGCAGCUCAGACUCUCUGGAGGGCCAGGGCUGCGACUAUGCCAGCAAGAGCUACGAUGCCGUUGUCUUCGAUGUCCUGAAAGUGACUCCCGAGGAGUUUGCUAGCCAGAUCACAUUAAUGGACAUACCCGUGUUUAAAGCCAUCCAGCCGGAGGAACUAGCCAGCUGUGGAUGGAGUAAGAAGGAGAAACAUAGUCUCGCUCCCAACGUCGUGGCCUUUACCCGGAGGUUUAACCAGGUCAGUUUUUGGGUUGUACGAGAAAUUCUAACAGCACAGACUUUAAAAAUAAGGGCAGAAAUCCUGAGCCAUUUUGUGAAAAUAGCCAAGAAACUUCUAGAACUCAACAACCUUCAUUCUCUCAUGUCUGUGGUGUCAGCAUUACAAAGUGCACCCAUCUUCAGGCUGACAAAAACCUGGGCUCUGUUGAAUCGAAAAGACAAGACCACCUUUGAGAAAUUGGACUACCUGAUGUCUAAAGAAGAUAAUUACAAGCGGACUCGGGAAUAUAUCCGAAGCCUGAAGAUGGUUCCCAGUAUUCCCUAUCUAGGCAUCUAUCUUCUGGAUUUAAUCUACAUUGAUUCUGCAUAUCCUGCCUCAGGCAGCAUCAUGGAAAACGAACAAAGAUCCAAUCAGAUGAACAAUAUUCUCCGAAUAAUUGCGGAUUUACAAGUUUCCUGCAGCUACGACCACCUCACAACCCUGCCCCACGUGCAGAAGUACCUGAAGUCUGUGCGCUACAUUGAAGAGCUCCAGAAGUUUGUGGAAGACGACAACUACAAACUGUCGCUCAGAAUUGAACCAGGAAGCAGCUCCCCGAGACUAGUCUCUUCCAAGGAAGAUCUUGCAGCCCCCACCGGCGGCUCCAGUUCUGCGAGGUUCAGCCGGCGGCCCACCUGUCCUGACGCAUCUGUGACUGGCAGCCUCCCCACGCCCCCAGUUCCGAGACACAGGAAGAGCCACAGCCUGGGCAACAAGUGGGUGACUGAUAUGAUGUGUCAGUUGAGUGUAGUUGAGAGUAAAAGUGCGACAUUCCCAUCGGAGAAAGCGAGGCACCUGCUGGACGACAGUGUCCUGGAGUCGCGCAGCCCCCGCAGGGGCCUCGCCCUCGCCUCCUCCUCUGCCGUCACCAAUGGACUCACCCUCGGCAGUAGUGAGAGCUCAGAGUUUAGUGAAGAGACGUCUUCAGGGCUGGCAAGCAGGGGACGUCUCUAUGCCACGCUGGGGCCCAACUGGCGGGUUCCAGUUCGGAAUUCUCCCAGAACCCGGAGCUGCGUCUACAGCCCCACCGGCCCGUGCAUCUGUACGCUGGGGAGCUCGGCGGCGGUCCCCACCAUGGAGGGGCCUCUGAGAAGGAAAACUCUGCUCAAGGAAGGACGGAAGCCCGCGCUGUCCUCGUGGACCAGGUACUGGGUCACACUCUCAGGAUCCACCCUCCUGUACUACGGAGCCAAGUCCUUGAGGGGCACAGACAGAAAGCACUAUAAAUCCACACCUGGCAAAAAGGUCUCCGUCGUGGGCUGGAUGGUGCAGCUGCCCGACGACCCUGAGCACCCGGACAUCUUCCAGCUGAAUAACCCCGACAAAGGCAAUGUUUACAAGUUCCAGACUGGUUCCCGGUUUCAUGCAAUACUGUGGCACAAGCAUUUGGAUGACGCAUGUAAAAGCAACAGGCCUCAGGACCAGGCUUCAGGAGAAAUGCUUUACGUGCAGGAAUUGGCCGAAUCCUCCCAACAUCCCUGUGAGUUCUUCUGUCCGUGAUCCCAAGAAUGAUUUCCUGCUUUUGGCUAUUCUGAACAGUGCUGCUGUGACCGUUCUUAUAACUGUCUCCCAGUGCAAGGAGAUGCGUUUUUUUCCAAUUCAUCAUUUUGACCAAAUUGCCACCAAGAUGGAUUUGUUUUUGAUGAAAUUGUUUCUCAUCAAAUUUCCUGGAACCCCACGGCAGUGCUGGGGGAGGAGGCCUGGGGCUGGGGGCAUGUCCACAGCUUUGAGGGGAGGGAGAAACACCCUGACCUUGGGGCUGGUGGUCUCCCCGGUAAAGGUAGCUGGGAUCUGGGCCUGGGGACACAGCAUGGGAAGCCUUGGGAUUCCCGAUAUCCCCAAAUUUCCCCCUUCUCCUUGUGCUUCCACUUGCCAACUCUUGCCACCCGUUAACCACCCCCUCUCCUCUCCAGAGGCAAGUGCUUAUCCUACAGGAUUGGUCAGCUCUCCACUCCAAAUGCACUUGUGCUUUGACCCAAGGACAGAGGUUGAGAGCGUGGGCACUGGUGUCUUAGCCCUGUCACUCACCUGCUGUGUACUUCACCUCUCUAAGCCUCAGUUUCCUCAUCUUUUUAAUGGGGAUAAUUCCAGUACCUGCCUCCUGGGGUUGUUGUGAGGACUCAGGACACAAUACAGAUGCGGUACUCAGAGCCUUGCCUGGCACACAGCAGCCCCGUAACACGUGGUGGCUGGUACCACUGCUGUGCCCUCUCCCCUUCCCCCACCACCCACUCAUUCACAGACUGACUGGGAGAGGCCUGAACCCUUCCCUUAGGGACCACCCCCAUCCCCUCCUGAAAGGUCAGAACUUUGACAAGAGGCUGAGCUUUCUCUUCUAGGUACCUGCAAACCUUAUGUCAUUUGAAUAAGUCUCUGCAGGACUUAGCGUGACUUCAGAGGCCUCUGGGAGCCGGCCUGGGACUGGUGGCGAAGCGCGUGUCCGGGGCACAGGCCUUUGGUGGGGUGCUGGGAGACUCAGAGCUGGACUCGAGGGGACACGGCCAAGGCCUCACAGUCCAGAGGGCUCCACCGGUGCGGGGGUCCGCCUGCCGAUGCCCAGCCACCCCCAUGACCCCCGUUCUGCAGCACCACCUCACGGGGCCGCGAUGGGUCCCCAGACUGUACAACCCGUCCUCCCUCCCUGGGCCCUCAUCCGUCCACCAGCUGCUGCUGCGACCAGAGAGCAUCCGUCCCACGUUGGGUCCCCAGUGCUUUCUCCUGCACAAAAGAGUGGACAGCGUCCCCCCGCGUGAGGGCUGGAGGGAAGGGACAGGCGGGGACUGGCUCCGGUGUGCCAGGUCGCUCGCCCACAGGGCUGCCUCAGAUUUUGUACAACCCCGAAGCGUCCUCUGCGUGUGCGUGCCGUGUCUGUGUGCGUGGAAGCGAGCGAGCGUGGACUCUCCGAGAAACAUGCAUUUUGGCACAAGACUCGUGACAUCACACACUUCAUUCUCUUUGAGGCCCUGCUUUAACCUUAAGCGAUAGGCUGGUCCACCGAGGAAGGUCAGAGUGAGAGCCCAGAUUCCUCCUGUGUUAAGGGUCCCUGGCAUUCUUUUACUGUAAACAAACAAUGCCUUAAAUUGUGUCUUGUUUUCUGUUCCUAUGGGUGCUAUUCAUCCGGAAGGCCUGAUCCCUGGGCCCCUGGGGCCCUUCCAGGCCUUGUUGCCGUCGGCUCUUCUGAGGCAAGACCCAGCUUCAGGACCGUGGACUGGGCCGGCACUGGCCUGCUUGCUUCCUCCCAGCCCCCCUCCCGCAGGGUCUGAAGGCCCCGCUCUUCUCACCCCUCCCCCCGCCCCCGGGUCAGCAUGGGAAGUCUUGACGCUUUCUGCCAGCUUCUCGAGGCCGCCUGCGCGCACGGUGACCUGACCGGCUGCUCAGAAGCUACUUUGCACCGACCUCUCCCCGCCGAGCAAGGCUUUUGCUCCCAUCUUCUCACCCCUUUGCCUCCACUGCCAGGGCAGGGCCACUGGGAUUCUUGAUUACGCUGGGGAGCUGAGUGACACUGAGGCCUUAAGCUCCCCCAUUCUUGCCCCCAAACACAGUCACCAGCAAGUUCUCCAUCAUCCAAGUCCAAGGGCACAAUUGUUGACGACCGUGGUGACAAGAGCAAAGCCCUGGGGAGGGGACGGUCCGAGCUCUGCUUUCGGCUGAGAGCUCUUCAGGUGAACGAUGUCCUUCAUCUGUCACUCCUUGUCAUACUUUUAAGUGACUUUUAUUUUGCACAAAUACAUUUUUAUUUAAAGUAAUGAAUAAAAAUUAGCUUUAUUUAUGGUAGCUUUAUCACCAUAGCUUCUCCCUUCAGCCCUUCCCCACCCUCUCUCCUUCCCUCUCCCUCCCUCUCUUUCCCCCCCCCUCUUUUUUUUUUUAAUCUGGAUGUCCUAAUUCUGAGAAGGAAACUCUUAAUGAUUUUCUGAAAGAGACUGAGUUUCUGGGUCCUUGUUGCUGUUGUGGUUUCAGAGCUCACACUGAUCAGACACCAAACUACUCUUAAGAGUUUCUGGGCAAGAUGCUUCAAAACAACAUCUUAACCAAUAAACUGUAAUAAUAGGUCGACUUAAGAACUACCAAAGGACCCACCACUGUAUUUUGAUCAAACGGUGACCACUUUUCUGAAAAUUCAGAUGAAUUGGUGAGGAGAGUAAUUGUCAUCAGGGUCUUAUUUUGUGGUUGAGUCUUACUAUGCUCCGUAACUAACCCUCCUUCAGAGCAAAAUCUAGAAUACUUUCAUGCCAGGAGAAACUCCAGAUGGUGAAAUUGAGGCCAGCAAACCUUGGUCAUCGGUGCUUCGCACACCCUCCCGCAGCUGGGGUCGAAUGCAUGCACCUAAUUCAUACCAACAACUGCUCAAAUUAGCAUCUGGAGGCUGAAUGAAUACAGCAGACACUCCAAACAUCUCUCACCAGAACCAUGCAGUAUUAACGCUUUAACUUACAUUGAAUCUGAUUCUACCUGUUAAUUUUUUUUAAGUCUUAAGUUUGAAUGAAAUUAGAAGACUACUUUCCUUGAAUUUCUCUACUCUUCAAACUGUCCUGGUUUUUCUGACAUGAAAUUAUAGAAGCCAAUCCAAAAACCUCAAAAUUUCAGACUUACACUAAAUCAGGUACUUUCUUGCGCUUUACAGAUUUUCCUUGUCUUUACAGAUGUUUUCCUCUGAGCCUAAUUUUGAAAUAGCACAAUUGCAAUUCUUUUCAAAGUGUCUAGUCUUCUCACUAAAAUUGAGAUUGAUCCCAUGUCCCCUCCCGGAAACAUUCCUAGCUCGGAUUCUCGUAGAACUGGUAAGAACCCUGAACUUACCAGAAGAGUCCUGCAGAUGAGGCUGUAAGGCACUUGGCUCUCUCCCAGCAGGGGCUCAGGGCCAAGCAUGUGAGUUAAGUGCUGAUUGUCUUUCCAGCGUUGGUUUGUCCCUCAAGCUGCAGGUGAGGAGGCCUGCAAGCCGGGGACAGAGGGGGGACAGGCACAAAACCCCAAAGGGGAAAGUCCCCGGGUGGAUUCUGGCCCUGGAAGGUAGCAUUUCUGGGUCUUGCUCUUUGACUAGCCAUGGUGCACAAAUGUCUGUGAAAACAUUGAAGGUGAUGUGUCUUGCAUGCAUAUGUUGUAUCAUUUUUGUUAAGCAAAGAGAUCAUGGCACCCCAGGAUGAAAGUUAUAGAAUGCUAUCUACAAACUGUGGAGUAGGUAGCUGGUAUCCUCAUGAUGCCGCCCACACAGCUCACUCCCCUCUCCCUGGGAGUAAUUUUCACCCCUCUCAGUCCAACACGUUUUGUAACUCAAGGUCAGCCAAGUGCAUUCUGACAACUGAAACUUCGUGGAGGAUAGAUUUGGUGGAAAGCAGUAGAAAUAUUGUUCUGAGCGUGCCCAGUGGGACAGUGUGGCCUCCCUUCCCUCCCUGAAGAAGCCUGCCCAUUCAUCACCCUGCCCCCUGUGGACCCUAAAGAGAAGACACUUGAAGGGAUUCUGUUUACGAAGGAACCCGCUCUCUUGCCAACUGAGUUUAUAAAGUGUUUUUUCUUCUUACCAAUAUGGCCAGUAUUUCUUUCAUCGUCUUCCUCCCACCUCCCAAGCCCAAGAAGUGUAUCUUUUAGGAUGCCAUUGUACAGGUGGAAAAAUGGUCCAUGAAAACGGGAAGUCAUUUGCAAGCAGGGUCCGCUUUCAUUCCACAGGCGGAGUCUAGAGCUCUGGAUCCACGUUACUGUUGCUUAGAACCAGGUGAACAUUGCUAAAAACACAACCUGACUUUCAUGAAUCACUUUAAUCAGCCCCACAUCAUUCUGCAUGUUGGGUGACUUCAUGUUUUAAAAAGGAAAAAAAAAAAAAAAAACUACAAGAGUCCCUCUGAAAUAACAGAUCCUCUGUGUGAAACCACCCAUUCAUCCAUUGAUUCUCAUCCCUUGUGAGUGCUUCCUGUGUGCCAGGCUCUACCCAGGACAGAAAUGUCUGAGAACAAGACAAACCCAAGCCCUGCCCUCAUGGAGCUGACCCCUCAACGAACAAAUCAUCUUCACCAUGCCAUUUCCUCUCUCCCAGCAAGACCCUGCCUCCCUCCUAGCACAGGGUAGGAACCAGGUGCAGAUUCCUCCAGAAAGGCUUCAAGAAGCUCAACAGACUGAAUAGCCUUUGACUUGUGAGUCCAGUUGCUGUCCUAGUGACUGGUUGGCACAGAGCUACGGCUGAACACAGUGAGGACUCCGAGGUGGAACCAGAGGGUAGGGUCAGAAUGCUCACAGUAUUUACUUCAGAGGUUUUUUGGUUUUAAUUUCAAUGUUAAAGACAAGCACAGCAUGAGUGAGAGCUGCAUUUCCUUGGGUGUCGAGAACUCGUCCCAUGGACCACCUCGCCGCUGGUGCUGCACAAGUGUGUGUGCGCCACGGGCAGCCCCGAAACCCCUGCUCGCAGCAGCAACGAUGGAUCAUCUGUCGGUUCUAUAACCACUCAUCUCUUUGUCCGUUUCUGAAUGACUGUGACCAUUCAAUAAUGAAACAAUAGUGAUUAAUUUAUUAGUAUGGUAUAAUCUUCAAUAAAUUUUGUGCCAAAAUGCAUGGUUUUCCACUUAGCAUUCAAAAUGUUGCAUAGAGAGUAGUUUUCAAUUUCUUACGUAUUAUUCAAAGUAAGUUGAAAAUCAGUUUUUACAUUUUAAUUUGUCUCUUGUUCAAUCUGUUGCACUCUCCUGGGCUGUCUUUUUUCCCGGCAGACCCCCUGCAUGCAGUUGUGUAAGGACUUUCCCUAAUUCUUGUGAAUUGUCUCAUCCACAGUAACCACUGAACAUCAGCCCUCUGUGGGAUUCUUUAGAUUUUUGGUGAAGUAUUUUGUUACCUCAGUCUUGUAUCAAGUUGCUGUAUUUUUCAGCU